Molecule: messenger RNA, 534 nt
Organism: Encephalitozoon romaleae SJ-2008
Lineage: Eukaryota; Fungi; Microsporidia; Unikaryonidae
Exons: 1
Coding region: 1-534 (177 amino acids)
Biological process (GO): rRNA processing
Molecular function (GO): rRNA binding
Source: RefSeq, a predicted model, not a curated record
AUGGGAUUCCUGAACAAACUGGUAAUAACGGUGAAGAAGCCCACAAAGAGAUCCAAGCAGAUGUGUAUGCACAUACGCAGAAUGUUAGAACCCAAUGUCACGUCAAAGCUUAGAGAUAAGAAUACGACUGUGAGGUCAUAUCUGGAUGUUGCUGAUAUACUUGAACUGUCUCACUUUAUUCUAGUGGAUGCAAGGGACAUCAAGAUUGGAGUUAGACCAAAAGGACCGACAUAUGUAUUCAAUGUAAUUGAUUACAAUCCAAAGUACGUUAUGGUGGGUAGUGAGUAUUACAAAGACGAUCCUUGCAUAACAUUUACUGGAGAGAGUGAUACCAAGGAGCUGUUUAUGUCCUUGUCCUCCCAACCGAAGACAUUCAAAAGAAACCUACACUUCUAUUUCGAUGGAGACCUUAUCCAUGUAAGACACUAUGCUAUUGUUACAAAGGAGGAAGAAGAUAUAAAAGUUGGAUUCAAUGAAAUAGGGCCUAGAAUCACAAUGAAGCUUAUCAAGAAGAUGGAUGGGUUUUUUGAAUAG